Molecule: messenger RNA, 6442 nt
Organism: Xiphias gladius (swordfish)
Lineage: Eukaryota; Metazoa; Chordata; Actinopteri; Istiophoriformes; Xiphiidae
Product: unconventional myosin-VIIa-like
Exons: 48
Cellular component (GO): myosin complex; cytoskeleton
Molecular function (GO): protein binding; cytoskeletal motor activity; ATP binding
Source: RefSeq, a predicted model, not a curated record
GUUCUGCGUUUUCAGGGGGAGUGGGUGUGGGUGGACUCUGUCAUCGGGGUACCCAUCGGAGCCAGGGUCCAAGUAAAACCAUCUGGUCAGAGGUUACUUGUGGACGAUGAGGGAAAGGAGCAGAUUCUGUCCACAGAGCAGGAAGCAGCCUCCCUCAGGAUCAUGCACCCUACGUCAGUAGAGGGUGUGGAUGACAUGAUAAAACUGGGGGAUAUGACCGAGGCUGGCCUCCUCCGAAACCUGCUGCUCCGACACAAAAAAGGAAUCAUCUAUACCUACACAGGCUCUGUGCUGGUAGCAGUGAACCCAUACAAGUAUUUUCCUAUAUAUUCAGCUGACCAGGUUAGGUUGUACCAUGGUCGAAAGCUUGGGGAACUCCCGCCGCACAUCUUUGCCAUCGCUGAGUCCUGCUACUUUAACAUGACACGCCAUCUGAGGAACCAGUGCUGCAUCAUCAGUGGGGAGUCAGGAGCAGGGAAGACAGAGAGCACUAAGCUGAUCCUGCAGUACUUGGCAGCAGUCAGUGGUGAGCUCUCUGAACAGAGGAUUGAAAAACAGAUCCUGGAGUCCAAUCCAAUACUAGAAGCUUUUGGAAAUGCUAAAACAAUCCGCAAUGACAACUCCAGUCGCUUUGGGAAAUAUCUUGAGAUCUUCUACAAUAAGGACGGAGUGAUUGAAGGUGCACGUGUGGAGCAGUAUCUUCUGGAGAAGUCUCGCGUCUGCCAUCAGGCACUGGAGGAGCGAAACUACCACAUGUUUUAUUGCAUGUUGAGAGGAAUCACAGCACAGGAGAAGAAAACUCUGAGGCUUGGAGAUGCUAAAGAAUACAAAUUCCUUACUAAGGGUGACUGUAUCAUGUGUGAAGGCAGGGACGAUGCCAAAGACUACAGUCGUAUUCAAACUGCUAUGAAAAUCCUGACCUUCUCGGAAAUCCAGUGUCAGGAAAUCCUCAAGCUGCUGGCGGCCAUAUUACACCUUGGAAACGUCUGCUUCAAGGCCACCACUCAAGAUAACCUGGAAACCAGUGAUGUCAGCAAGUCGGAACAUUUCAGCAUGGCAGCAUCUCUACUGGAGGUACAGAAGCGUUCUCUGGAAACAAGUUUGACCCACCGUUCCUUUAUGACCAACAGGGAGAUGGUGACCAAGCCCCUCAGCUCUGAACAGGCUGCUGACUGUAGAGAUGCAUUCGUAAAGGCUAUCUACAACAAGCUAUUCAUAUGGAUCGUUGAGAAAAUCAACAGUGUCAUCUAUAAGAAGUUGACCAACAGCCCCAAGUCUUCCUGCCUGACCAUCGGCCUGCUUGACAUCUUUGGCUUUGAGAACUUCAACACAAACAGUUUUGAACAGCUGUGCAUUAAUUUUGCCAAUGAGAAGCUCCAACACUUCUUCGUAGGUCACAUCUUCAAGCUGGAGCAGAAGGAGUACCUGAAAGAGGGCAUUGUAUGGAAUAACAUAAAAUUUGGUGACAAUCUGAAGAUCCUAGACCUUCUGGCUGGGAAACCCUGUAACCUGCUGGCUCUGAUUGAUGAGGAGAGCAAUUUUCCAAAGGGCACAGACUUCACUAUGCUGAACAAGAUGAACCAGCAACAUAGUGGGAACAAGACCUACAUCGCCUCAAAGAGUGAAUAUGACACAAACUUUGGGAUUCAACACUUUGCAGGCGUGGUUUACUAUGACUCGAAAGGCUUCCUGGAAAAAAACAAAGAUGCUGUCAGUUUUGACAUAAUCAAUAUGGUUGAAAUAUCCACCAAUAAGCUACUUCAUCAGAUAUUCGAGACUGAGUUUUCAUCCAAUGGGUUUGACAAACGUAAACAAGUGCCGACGCUGAGCGGUCAGUUCCGUCAGUCUCUGGACUCCCUCAUGAAGGCUUUGUCCGCCUGCCAGCCUUUCUUCAUCCGCUGCUUCAAACCCAACAAUGACAAGCAGUCAGAGGUCUUUGACAGAGAGCUGUGUAUGCGUCAGCUGAGAUACUCUGGCAUGCUGGACACCAUCCGCAUCCGGAAUCUGGGGUAUCCAAUUCGCCACACCUUUGAGGAAUUCCUGAAGCGCUACAGGGUGCUCCUGAAGACGACUAUCUGUGACCCCAAAACUGAGACAGCUGCUGCCUGUUGUGAAGCCAUCUGCAAGACAGUGAUUAAAGAGGAGGACGAGUGGAAAACAGGCAGGACCAAGAUUUUCCUGAAGGAUGCCCAUGACGCCGUCCUGGAACGACUGAGGGAACAAGAACUCAGCAGGAUGGCUGUGAUCAUCCAGAGGGUUGUCCUGGGACACAAAGACAGAAAGUGUUUUCUGAAGAAGCGAACGGCAGCUGUGGUGUUGCAGAGGCGCUGGAGAGCUUACAGAGAAGAUAAAGAGCAAAGAAAACUCAAGCAUGGCCUUGAACGUCUGGCAUCAAAGAUCCGUAGUCGGAAGCUCCAGUUACAGUACCAAAGACAGCGAGCAGCAGCACUCACCAUACAGAGGCAGGUACGAGGCUACAGGAUGAGGAAGAGCUGGAAGCAAAAGAGAGAGGCAGUCAUCCUGCUGCAGGCUCAUACCAGAGGACUCCUAGCCAGAAGAGCGGCUCAAAAGAUGAGGAAUAAUGCCUUCACUUUACGCCUGGAGAAAGAGAAGCGGGAGCAAAUAGCCUUGACGCUUAGGCAGGGACUGAAGGAACUUGCCCUCCAGUCACAGCAAGCCGACGAGGAAUCGGAGCAAGUCACUGAACAGGAUGCAGAGGAGAACUCAUAUGAUCUCCGGCCUGCACCUGCUGUGGAAGUGGUGGAACAAAAAGUGUCAGAAUCAGACGAAUUUGUGAAGAGGUGUAACAUGUCAGAGGAGGCAGAGGAAGUCAUCGCUCCAACGUCAACCAGCCCUACGCCGUCACUGGAAGAGGAUGAUGACGAGUUUAAUGACGACGGCGACGAGUUUUCAUUCUACAAGUUCAGCAUCCUUCACUUCCAGGGCAACACUACUCACACACACAUCACCCAGAGACUCAAGCAGCCCCUUCUGCCUCAUGAUGAUGAAGGUGAUGCACUGGCAUGCCUGACUGUGUGGUGGAUUAUUCUGCGCUUCAUGGAGGACAUACCCGAACCAAAGUCUCUGGAUGCAACAUCUCAAGCAUCCAGCACCAUCUCGCGUCAUCUGUCUCAUAGGCAGGGCAGGAGACUGAGCCACCUGGUGGGACUUGACCAGAAAAUACUGAGGAAGAACAAGAAAAAGCUUGGAGGUGGAACCAGAAGAGCCUCGGCUAUUCCUGAGGAGACAGAGAACAUGACAGAAGACGAGGACAUUUUGAUUGGAGAAGGUCCAACGCUGGAUCGGCCACUUUCAUCCCUGGAAAAGCUGCACAUUAUCAUCGGAUAUGGUCUGACGAGAAAAGACAUACGGGAUGAGAUUUACUGCCAGAUCUGUAAGCAGCUGGUGAAAAACAAGAACAGGAGGAGCCGUAUGCAAGGCUGGACCCUUCUCUCCAUCUGUCUUGGGAUCUUCCCUGCGACAGACUUGUUCAUGAAGUAUUUGGAGAGUUUUGUCCGCAGAGGGCCAAGUGGUUAUGGAGUGUAUUGCACUAAGCGCCUGCAUCGUACCACAGCCAAUGGAGAGAGAAAAGAGUUACCCUGUUGGGUAGAGCUAAAGGCUGCCAAGUUCAAGGAGCCCAUAGAUGUUUCUGUGACUCUAAUGGAUGGCCGUACCCUCAGUCUACAUCUGGAAUCAGCCUCCACCUCUGCUGAAGUCUGUCAAGCUGUGGCUGAUAAGACUGAUCUCAAAGACACUUCUGGAUUCUCCCUGUACAUCAGCUUCUAUGAUAAGAUGUGGUCUUUGGGCAGCUGUGGGAAGCAUGUGUUGGAUGCUGUGUCUCAGUGUGAGCAAGAGAUGAAGAGGCAGGGCAAAGAGGAGAAGGACACCCACUGGAGUCUCUCCUUCCGCAAGGAAGUGUUCACACCCUGGCAUGACUGCUCAGAGGACCCAAUCAGCACAGACCUAAUCUACAGGCAGGUCAUCAAGGGAAUCAAGUCAGGAGAGUACACCAGUGAGAAGGAGGAUGAAUAUGUCCACCUGGUCGCACAGCACUAUUACAUCAAGUUUGGCUCUACAUACAGCAAAGAGAACGUCCAGAGUGUGGUCGAGGAGUGCAUCACCACCCCGCUUAUUGAGAACAAAUCUAUGACAAAAUGGAUCCAACUCAUCAGCUCAGCGCAUUUACAGGGUCCUUAUGUCAACGGGAAGCAGAGCAGAGAAAGUGUUAAAAGGGAACUGGUCGACAGUGCCCGAGAGAACUGGCCGCUCCACUUCUCCAGAUUUUAUGAAGUAACAAUGAUGUCAGGACCUCCUUUGCCCAAAAGCAGGUUUGUUGUUGCUGUAAACUGGAGUGGCAUCUUCUUCAUGGAUGGGAGAGAGAAGAGACUCCUUGUGCUUUCUUACCUAGAAGUAAAGGGAGUGCACACGAUGAGUGACAGCCAUUUCAGUGCCAAUUCAGUGUGUCUGGCCACAGUCCAAGGAGACUUUGUCCUGAAGUGUAGGGAAGCUGUGGACAUGGCUGCACUGAUAGAGAAUACCCUGGAAGGGCUGAGACAGCACUCAGUGUUUGCACUGGCCCAGCAAGAUACCAGUAAACCAGAUGACCCCAUGUUCUUGAUUUGUAAACGAGGUGACCUGCUGCUGGUAGAAAAAGAUGAAGAAUAUUCUUCUGAGGAGAACUGGAUCAAAGCAACUAACCAGCGGACAAGCGGCAGCGGUGUCGUCUAUAAGGAUACAGUGCAGUUUCUGCCAACUCUCUCUAGGCCUACUGAAGAAAUGCUGGAACUGCUGAGUCCAGGCCAGAGGAAACCUUUAGCUGCACAGAGCUCCCCACAGAGAAACGAAACAGUUGUUCCUGUCUCGCUAAAAGAGUUUGCACUUGAGAACUUCAGGCCGGCAGGUAAAGAUGUGGGUCGACAGGGUGUAUCCAGAGGGGUCAGUAGGGAGAAGCUGUGGGCUUGUUCCAGAGAACCUCUCAAGCAGCCGCUGAUGAAGAGUCUGGUCCGUAACUCUGACCUCAGCUACCUGGCCUGCAGCGCCUUCACUGCUAUCCUGAAGUACAUGGGUGACUACCCCAUCAAACACGCUCGUGGCCCUAUAGAGCUGACUGACCAGAUCUUUGGUCCGGCCACCCAGCAUGAAGCCCUGCAGGAUGAAAUCUACUGCCAGAUUAUGAGACAGAUGACCAGCAACAAAAACAGGCUGAGUAUGGAGCUUGGGUGGCAGCUGAUGUGGCUGUGUUCAGGCUUGUUCCCGCCCAGUCAGAGUUUGAUGAAACACACUCAACGCUUCCUGGAGUCGCGGCCCAGAGACCCGCUGGCUGCCGUCUGCCUGCAGCGGCUGCAGGGGAUGCGCAGUAAGGAGCCCAGGAAGCUUCCUCCCCAUCUGGUAGAAGUGGACGCCAUCCAACAGAACAGCACCUUGAUCUUCCAUAAAGUCCAUUUCCCAAAUGACACAAGGGAUAUAUAUGAGGUAACGUCGACAACCACAAUCAAAGACCUGUACUGCAGUAUUGCCUCUCAGCUCAAACUGAGCUCAGCUGAAGGAUAUGGCCUCUACCUGAAAACACAAAACAAGAUCAUGAGCUUGGAUGAGCAGAAAUAUUUCUUUGACAGUUUAAGGGAGACUGCAGACUCCUUUAAGAAAGCAAAAAGAGUGAAAGAAGGCAACCAGGCCAAUGUUCCCUACCUCGUGAUCUUUAAGAGGAAGCUAUGGUUCAAUGUGAACCCAGGGAAAGACCAGGUUGCAGACCUCACAUUCCAUUUCCCACAGGAGCUGCCUAAGUACCUGCGGGGAUACCACGAUUGCAGCAAAGAGGACAUGAUCACCUUGGGUGGGCUGCUGUUCAGAUGCAAAGUAGAUUCAGACAGGUCGCAGUUUGUCAUGAUCCCCAAGAUGCUGAGAGAGCUGGUUCCUGCUGACCAGAUAAAAAUCAUGUUCCCCGAAGAAUGGAAGAGGCACAUCAUCUCCUCCUACAACAAGCAGAGUGGCAUGACGGUGCAGGAGGCCAAAAUCGCCUUCCUGAGUGCCAUUUCAAGUUGGCCAACCUUUGGCUGUUCCUUCUUUGAAGUUAAACAAAUGUGUGAAUCUAGCUACCCGCAAAAAGUUUUGAUUGCCAUCAGCAAGAAAGGAGUCAGCUUAAUAGACCCAGAGAACAAGGAGCUGCUGGUCAUACACCCGUUCAGCCGCAUCACCGAGUACCACAGCAAAGGCAGCUUGUUCCAGAUGACCAUCGGCACCCUGGUGAGGGGAAUCACCUUUGCCUGUGAAACCUCGCAGGCUGACACAAUGGAGGACCUUCUUAGAUCAUACGUCAGCAUGUAUGAGAAGCAGAGACAGGCCUUCCACCCGAGGAACUACUUGUUUCCCUCAGGCCUCAAGGACAGCAGAAGUAUAGACUGAACUACUGUGAUUUAUAUGCACUCUUGAUUGAUUUCUUUAC